Molecule: messenger RNA, 4176 nt
Organism: Anarrhichthys ocellatus (wolf-eel)
Lineage: Eukaryota; Metazoa; Chordata; Actinopteri; Perciformes; Anarhichadidae
Gene: cpap
Product: centrosome assembly and centriole elongation protein
Exons: 19
Coding region: 119-3952 (1277 amino acids)
Biological process (GO): cilium assembly; centriole elongation
Cellular component (GO): centrosome; centriole
Molecular function (GO): tubulin binding
Source: RefSeq, a predicted model, not a curated record
UCUUCGAAACUUAUGUCAGUUAUGUUUCCAUAUCGCACGUUCCCUCUCCAGUUACACCACUUUUCACCGAUGUUACAGGAUUAGCGAGCCCUGCUGCUUGAGACACAGCACGGUCACCAUGUCAUCUCCAGCCGGACUCCGGUACUCCCAGCCGGACUUCUUGGCACGGUGGAUGCGAAUAAGUAGCACCAGAUCCGGGGUGAUCCUCAGUCCGGACCUGGCUGGCUCCAUGCGGCACAACUCUACCGUAAGGACCCCUUCACUGGAGACCCCAGACGAGUCCUUCGCCUCCGACUUCGCUCCUCUGCCGGCCUCGGCGGACAGCAGCUGCUGCCUCGGCGUGGAUGGAUGCUCCCGGUCACCUGGAGGAGAGAAGGCUGGUGCUGACAGGCCAGUGAACGGUCCGUCCUCUGUGGCUACGAGGACUUUAGAUGGAGAGCUGCACAGUUUGGAUGAAAUGGAGAGCGCUUCACAGGAUGUGCCCAUAAUGGUGAAGCUAGAACAGUUGAGGAAAUGGCAGCAGCACAUGCAGGAGCAGCUCAAAGCCCAUCAGCUGGAGGAGCUGCUUCACCUCCAGGAGGAGCAGCAAAGGCUGCUGGGAAUGAUGAAUGGAUCCCAGCACUGCACACAAGAGACUUCAGGGCUGUCGGGAUCCAGAGAGACCCCGUACAGCCCCCCCAUACACCGCCAUGGAGUCCCACUGAGCUCCACCUGUGGCCUCCGACCGGAACGAGAGCCCUCACCUGCACGGAGUCAGGAGCGGCUACCACGAGGUCAAGAUUGUGAGGAGGUGGACGAUGAGGAAGAGGGCACGUGGAGCUCCAGAGGAGAAGAUCAGGAACAGAGUGUCGAUGUUAGCCAUCUUCACGAGCACAACGACACGUUAAUACCGAGUAACGGUGUGUCUUUGACUGAAGACAGCAGCAGAGAAGAAGAGGAAGUCUUCCAUGACAGACCUAUAAAGCCGGGUAUCGGGGGUCAGAAGAAGACCUUUGAGGAGUUGUUGGAGGAGCAGCUGAGGGUGGAGGAGCAGAGGAUGAAGUCUGCCCGGCAACAGCAGAGCCGAGCUGGAGCUGAAGCUGUGCAGGUCGCCCCCAAGAGGGCCUUUCUGAAGCGGGGCGAGGGCCUCUCGAGAUUCACCAUCAAUCGCAAAGCCUCGUUACCGAAAAUGGGGGCGAAGAAGGACCCCAAACCAAAACUCCAGACCAGAGCGAUCUCCCACAGCAACUCUGAGUCGGCGGUCAUCCAGAGAGUCCAGCGGCUUCCCGUCCAGCGUAAAACCGCCACGCUCAACAAGGAAAACCGGCUCAGAGGUCUCGGCUCGCCGCCUCAGGACGUCAGAGCUGAGAGCAAAGCAGCACGGACGAAGGUUUUGGGGAGUCAUCAGAGACAGAACACGGAAGGACCAGAGUCCAUUCAAAGUGACCCAGAGGGAAGACAUCAGCUGAGAAAGCUAAAGGAGCAGAACAACAGGAAUGUGGGUCUGUCGGCUCAGGUCUCCAGGAGCACCGGGCCGAACCCUGUCACCAAACAGGUGGGCGUGUUGAGAGGGCCAGAGGAGAAGGCCGUGAUUGACAGUUCUGGUUCAAGAGUGGAAGGAGGAACCGGCGUUCCACAGGAGUCGUUUGAGGUGUCGUUCCAGGAGAAGCUCCAGCAGUGGGACUGUGACCGGCAGCUGGAGACCAUGGAGCUCGGAGAGUUUGAGCUGCUGGAGCAAGCGGCCGAUGAGUUGUCCUUCUCCUCCAACUCCUCCUUCGUCAUGAAGGUUCUUCAGAUGGACCAGCAGCACAGGGGGCUCCACCCGCGACGGCUCUCCUCCACCCCCAUCAAGUCUCCACCCAGAGGUGCACGCCAGAGGUGCAGCAGCGACGGCAGUAUCAGCUCCGUCAACUCCGAAGCGUUGGCGGUGAAGACGAGAGACGACGUAGUCCAGAACAAAGCGAGCAUCGAGGAUAAACAGGACGGGCACGAGGACUCCGCUGUUUCAACCUCUGAAGAGCAGGAAGUGGCGUUCAAACCGCCUUCGCUUCCCGGCACUUUUCGCUUUCCCGCUCAGUCCAACCCGCCGUACGACAAGCGGUCGUAUCAGGACGAGGAGAGCGGCGGGGAGUCGGCGUCGGACGCGGCACGAGUCGACGAUGUCGUGGAGAGUGACGCCGACGAGUCGACUCUGAUCGAGGACGGAGACGAGCGGCGCGGUGGAGUCGUGUUCGACGACGACGACACCUGGAACGACCUGGAGGAUGACGCCGCGGUCGGCUCGGCUGACGACGGUGGAGGAGAUAGUCCGGCCGGUGGGAUCUUACCGACUCUGUCGAGGAAGGUGGCGGUGAGCAAAGUGGUGGAGGUGGACGAGGAGGAUCCUCAUCUUCCUCCCACCUCUCAGCUCAUGACCAGGUUGUUCCCCUCGCUGAAGCCAAAGGCCCAGAAUGCACCUCUCCCUCCUCCUGCUUCUGUUGCUUCUGAGUCCAAAAAGUCAGAGGAGACGACAGGCCAGCAGGUCCAGUCCAGACAGCUGAGGGAGCGACUGGUGGAGCUGGAGAUCGAGAUCGAGAGAUUUAAGAAGGAGAACGCUGCUCUCGCCAAACUCCGACAGGAGAACGAGAAAAACCAGGAACACCUCAGGAAAGAGCGUUUGGAGUUUGAGCAGACGAGAGCGGAGGAGCUGGCCAAGUUCGAGGAGUACAAGAAGGAGGAGAACAGGAAGUUGCAGAAGGAGCGCAAACUGUUUGAGAGGCACGCGUCGGUCACCAGAUCUUUCCCCGACAAGAAGGAACGGGAGGAGAUCCAGGUGUUGAAGCAGCAGCUGAUCUCUCUGCAGGAGGAGCUGAGGCAGAAGGAGAGUCGCUGGUUCUCCUCACACAGCCGGCAGCGGCAGCAGAUCGACUCCCUCAGCCAGGAGAACGCUUCUCUCCAGGAUGAGAUCCGUAUGUUGGAAAAGCUCCGCCUCAGCGCCUGGAAGAAAAACCCCGUCGACGCAGAGAAGGACAAAGAAACGAGAGACGGUCCCAAAAUAUGUGAGAACAACGUGUCGUCUGUGACCAAAGGAGUGAAAUUCGCUAGUCCUCUUGACUCCAGAGGAAGAAGCAGCAGCAUCAGUCCUCCACAGAGCAGCACUGCUGCAGCCACCAGGAGGAGCUCCAGAGAGAUCAGUCAGUUAGCUGCAGCUGGGAUGAAGAGCAGCCUGAGGAGGCCAUCAGCACCAUGCUGCUUCUCCUCCUCCUCUUCUUCCUCGUUGCCCGUCAGGAGGACAGAUGAGAAGUCAACACCCUCCAGCAAGAUUCAGGACAAACCACCGAACCAGGAACUCUCUCACGACGACUCUCCGAAAAGCGUUUCUCUGCCAAACGAACAAAAGGAGGACAAAGAGCCAGAGUCAGAUCCGGAGGUUCUACCACAUCCUGAUGGGAAGAUGGAGACGGUUCUGGCCGGCGGCGAUCGACUCAUCGUCUUCAACAACGGAACCAAGAAGGAAGUUUCAGCAGACGGGCUGACGGUCAAAGUCACCUUCUUCAACGGAGACACCAAGGAGGUGACAGCCGACCAGAGAGUGAUCUACUUCUACGCCGACGCCCAGACGACUCACAUCACCUACCCAGACGGCAUGGAGGUCCUGCACUUCCCCAACAACCAGACCGAGAAACAUUUCCCAGACGGCCGUAAAGAAAUCGUCUUCCCGGACCAGACGGUGAAGAACUUGUUCCCCAGCGGGCGAGAGGAGAGCGUGCUGACGGACGGAACCGUCAUACAAGUCAACCCGGACGGUACCAAAGAGAUCCUGUUCAACACGGGCCAGAAGGAGGUCCACACGGCCGAGUACAAGAGGAGGGAGUACCCGGACGGCACCGUGAAGACGGUCUACGCCGACGGCAGGCAGGAAACCCGAUACCCCAACGGACGGAUCCGGAUCAAAGACCGAGACGGCAACGUGGUCCUGGACAACAUGGCGUAGGGGGACGCGGACUGCAACAUGGUCCUGGACAACAUGGCGUAGGGUGACGCGGACUGCAACGUGGUCCUGGACACCAUGGCGUAGGGGGACGCGGACUACAGAGACAAAUUGUCCUUCAGCGUGCUGCCAAAAUCAGACACAAAGCUACAAAAGACCCACAGGAAAUGAGUCGGAAGCCUUUUUAAAUAGCAUUUUAACUCUUAUUUAGUAUUUAUUUACUGUUA